Molecule: messenger RNA, 417 nt
Organism: Effrenium voratum
Lineage: Eukaryota; Dinophyceae; Suessiales; Symbiodiniaceae
Source: the annotation of a GenBank genome assembly
AUGAGUGUGCCAACCAUCACUGUGGAGUUGGAGGAUGAGGUUGAGACCCUGGUGGCGGUCAAGGAUCCAAAGCCGCCGUCUGCGCCGCCUGUGCCAUCGAAGAAGAAGGCGAAGAAGAGAAAGAAGUCCACAAGCUCAACGGAGGAGACCUCCUCUUCUUCGAAGGUGAAGAAGAAGCGCAAAGAGGUGGACAAGGAUGCUGUCCGAAGGCUGGCCGAACAAGCCGCUCGCAGAUGGCAAGAGCGAGACGACCAGUUGGAAGCAAGCAUCCGUGUCGUCGAGCAAAGAGGAGCCAAAGCCGCGGCAGAAAGAGAAGCCCAAAGAAAGGCAGAGAAGGAUCGCCAGCGUGCAGCCGAGCGCCGGCGCCGCAGCCGCUCCCGGCGCCGGAGGCGCAGGUCCCGGUCGUCCCGGUCCUGA